This is a messenger RNA of Acanthoscelides obtectus, 357 nucleotides long. Lineage: Eukaryota; Metazoa; Arthropoda; Insecta; Coleoptera; Chrysomelidae. The record is from the annotation of a GenBank genome assembly.
AUGGAAAGACCUUAUACGGAGUUGUUCGCUUCUAGAGCUGAGCACUUUAGUUGUUCCAAACGCUUGGUGUACAACCAGCCGUACUUAACCGCGGGGCAGGCUGCGGUUAAGGUGCCUAUGAACUGUGCAAGUUCUCUUAUACUGCAUGUAUCCCUUUUUCGGAAAGACGUUGACAUGUUUUUAAUGGACGUUUUCUUUUCCGACGUAUUGAACAAUGCCUCCAAAACGAAUCAUGAUGCGACUGAGACCGAAGAAUCCCAUUUCAUAGAACUGAAGUUACUUUCAAUAGAUAGAAAAUCUUGUAGAAAAUUUGAGUUUGUGGACUUUGCAUUCCUAGUUCCACGUUCAAAGAGGUAA